UUUCGAGCGUUGCGUUUUGAGUGCAUCCGUUAGCGGGAGAAAUAAGAGUGCGCAUCCUAGUGCAGACAGUGGAGUGGUUUUAUCGGAAAUUGUGUCUGCAGAUAGUGCGUACAAGGUUCGUACUCAGCUAGCACGCAUUCUUGAGCUGUGGUCGGAGCCGUUAUCGCUACCGUCUGAAGUGGUCUGUUUUACGAGAAUAUUAGUCAGGAAUAGGAAGUCUGCACGAUUUCCUGGAAGUGAAGGUAUAGGAGGGAAAGCGAAACAGCGAUAGUGGCGUAGAGUGUUUUCAGGUACUAUCGUGGAACCGGCGCUGAAGAACCAUUAAACGGAGGCUUAGAGUCGUUGUGACGUAGCUUCGUUUACACGUGCAUACACACACACCCAUCAAAUCAUCAUUUCCUUGCCAGCCCACAGUUUCUUCUCCCGUCGUCAUGACAACGAAUACUAGCAACCUGAAGCUAUCUGGAAAUAUAAUAGGUCUGACAGGCAAACAAUCACAACCGCACACCCAACAGCAGCAGCAGCAGCAGUUACAGCAGCAGCAGCAACAGCACCAACACCAGCUACAGCAGCAUCAUCUUCAGCAGCAGUUGCAGAAACAGAAACUUAAGCAUCACCUUCAACAGCAGCAGCAACAACAACUCCAGCAAGGUUCGGUGGUGACCACCACACUAUCGAACGGAGUCGGCCAUCAUCCCGGCGGUGGCGUGUUUACGUCCGCCCUCAAUGGUGGCGGACUCGUGAAACCUUCUGGUGGACUGACCGGGGGUAGUGGAAUCCCCCAGCAAACUGCAACCGGAACAGCCGGCGUUCCGGGGCAGGCACCGGGUAGCCACAUUCCACCCCGCUAUCAACCACCGCCCCAUCCACCGGGUGGCAUCCUUAAGAACGGUUACACGAACGGCCAUCUGAAAGCGGCAUACCAACGUCCGGACGGGGCACAAAACGGUGGACUUGCGUACAACGGCACCAAGGGGUACGUGGGCGAAAACGUGAAGCGACCGCCGAAUCCUUCCCGCCUGCUGGCACCCCGUCAGCACAUCCGUUUUUCGAAUCUACCUCCACUGGUGAACGGUGGUCCUGCGGCCGUUAGUCAGCCGACCCAAUCGCACCAGGCUGCGAUCGCUGCCCAUCAUCAGCAGCAACAGAUCCAAACGCUUCACCACCUGCCGCCGGCACCGCACGCACGCCUCAGCUCGGAAUCGUCGUCCGAGGACCAGACGACCAGCUCGACGCGAUCGUUACAGGCACAUCUGGCCCACGCGAAGGCAUCGGCGGUAAGCGGAUCGUCCAACGCCACGCAACAACCUGCCACCGUACCGAACGGACCAUCCGCCGGUCACAUUCAUCACACGAAAGCGAUAGUGCAUCAAAGUAGUCAACCCAACCCCAGUAUCAACUCGAACGGAACGAGCACCUCCAGUGGGCCGGGGCAUCUAAAACCUCCACAGCAGUCACAUCUACCUACUGCUACCGGUGUACAACAUCAUCAGCAGCAGCAACAACAACAACAGCCUCAUCCGGUUCACACACUCCAGCAUCCGUCCCAGUCACAGCAGCAAUCAGCACAGCAGCAAAACCAGGAGAUGCUAAAGUUCGUUCGGAAAGCGGAGUCCGAAACCUCCUCCACACCGACCUCGUCUAGCGGAGGAGGAGGUGGUGGAGGUGGACGCAUCUCGGCACUGGAGCAGAAUCGACAUUUCCAGAAUCUGCUGGCAGAGCUGAGGGCACUGAAAGAGGCUAAUCAGCGGUUAAGUGAUGACAAUCAGGAGCUGCGCGAUCUUUGCUGUUUCUUGGACGACGAUCGGCAGAAGGGACGCAAGCUGGCUCGAGAGUGGCAGAGGUUUGGCAGAUACACGGCGAGCGUUAUGCGACAGGAAGUCUCCGCAUAUCAGACAAAACUGAGACAGCUGGAUGACAAGCAGCAGGAGUUGAUCCGUGACAAUCUGGAGCUGAAAGAGCUCUGUCUGUAUUUGGACGAGGAACGGAACAAUACAGGUGGUCGUACGGCGGUCGUCUGUUCCAGCUGCGGUAACUCGGCGAAUGCCGUACCUCUGCGGGACGAUGGCGACGGUAGCAGCUCUAGUACGAAUGCGGACGAGAACCUGCACAACAUUGCCCAGUUUGGACGCAACGGAAUGGAUCUAAACAUGCGAUCGACUCUCAGCGAUCAGACACUUCAGUACGUGCGGGCACUCGAGACUAGGAUACGGCAGCUAGAGGAGGAACGGGCGGUGGUGCUGAACAAUAGUGCGACAACACCCGGUACAACCACGAACGGAGGUGGACAGGUGCAGGUGACAACUUCAUCGACCAGCGAUCCAAUAUCCGGACGUCCCGAAGCGGUCGUGCGGGCUCUGCAAGUACUGGAAGUACGCGAACAGUUGGAACGAGAACGAAUCGGCAACACUCCGCCGGACCAGCUGGACGAUGGCGAGAAGGCACUGGUGCGCGAGAUGUGUAACGUGGUGUGGCGUAAGCUGGAAGACGCUCCCAAUACCGGUAUCGAUCAGCACGUCUAGCGAUGGCUCGACGGGAAUUGUUCUGUUCAACUCUGAGGCUCACUGUAUAAGGCGCGUACUCCCCAUUUCAAAUAGGACGAUGUACAAAUUAAUUAUAAUGACUCUCAAGGAAGCAGACAAGGGAUAAAGGAUAAA
This is a messenger RNA of Anopheles moucheti, 2657 nucleotides long. It is a transcript of the gene Ccdc85, whose product is annotated as ecdysone-induced protein 74EF. Lineage: Eukaryota; Metazoa; Arthropoda; Insecta; Diptera; Culicidae. The record is from RefSeq and is a predicted model, not a curated record. The coding region runs from base 432 to 2522 and encodes 696 amino acids. The transcript has 4 exons.